UUAAAACCUGUAUGGUCCGUGUGUUUCGGAAUUGCGGAAAAGUAUUAGGCGCUGCGCGGUUUCGUUUAUUUGUUGCUUUCUUUCGCAACAUUGAGCACAGUCGAAGCGGAGAUAAUUGAACUCUUUCCCCAUGCUGUCCGCGGCGUAUGACACUAGCUGAACGGGACUCAAAAGCUCAACGACCGUCCGCUUGUCAUGUCGUCCCAAGAUGAGAACUCCGAUUCCGUUCUCGAGUACAUGCCUUCGUUCCCGUCGGGACCUUUGGACAAUUAUAGGAAGCUGGCCUCCUUCGAUUGGCGAAAGUUGAAAGUGGCCCUGGAGGGCGAAGACAUUAUACGUUUCAAGGCUAAGGUGUUCAAGACUCUGGAGAAUGACCCGCUGUUUGCCCGUCAGCCUUUUGAUGACAUCACCUUGGAAGAGCACCGUCACCUGUGCUUCCGGCGAAUGAAGCGCAUCUUUGAAUAUCAGUUCUACUCUCAGGAGGAGUUCUUCCAAAACCCAUUCCUUUCAUCUGCGUGCAACAACUGCAUCGGGGCUUAUGACUGGUCUCUUUCCAUCAAGAAAGUUCUUUGUUUUGAUAUGUUUAUUGGAGCUGUUAGGGGACUGGGAACGAAAAGGCACAUGCGGAUAUUCGACGAAAUACUGAAGUUUGAGGCAGCUGGAUGCUUUGCCCUGACUGAGCUUAGCCAUGGAACAAAUACAAGAGCCAUGCGGACGGAAGCACUGUACGAUCCAAACACACAGGAGUUCGUUCUGAACACUCCGGACAUUGAAGCCAUCAAGGUCUGGUCAGGAAACAUGGGGCAGACGGCUACAGAUGCCAUUGUGUUUGCUCAGUUGCUGACAGCCGAUAGGAAGAACCGGGGCCUGCACGCCUUCAUUGUUCCCAUCAGAAACCGCAAGACUCUGCUUCCGUUCCCAGGUGUCCUCGUGGGCGACAUGGGUCCCAAGCUGGGCCUCAAUGGCAUCGACAAUGGGUUUCUGUCUUUUCAUGACUACCGGAUACCCCGGGAAAAUCUGCUAAACAGGACUGCGGACGUGACACCUGAAGGGGAAUACGUUACACCACUGAAAGAUCCAAAGAAGAGGUUUGGAAUGACCCUGGGCUCCCUGUCUAUGGGACGUGUCGCCAUUGUAGGCAUCUGCACCACAAACCUGAUCAAGAGCAUUGUCAUCUCGACCCGGUACUCAGCAGUACGUCGCCAGUUUGGUCCAGAGAACCAGGAAGAGUUGCCCGUCAUCGAAUACCAGCUGCAGCAAUGGCGACUGAUCCCGUUCCUUGCAGCGGCUCACGUGAUGAGCUACUACUCAGCUGCAUUGUAUCGGGAGUUCGUCAGCUUCCACAUAGCGGUCCUUUUCGGAGACAAGUCUCCCGAAGUGUCUGAACAGGGCGUGGAGUUGCACAUCUUGUCGUGUGCUGCCAAGUGUAAAGCCGGCUGGCUGGCAAGGGACGCAAUACAGGAGAGCCGCGAAGCCUGUGGUGGCCAUGGCUAUCUCAAAGUGUCGGGUCUCGGUGAGCUGCGCAACGACAACGAUGCCAACUGCACCUACGAGGGCGACAACAACGUGCUUCUGCAGCAGACGAGCAACGUACUGCUGUCACUGGUGCAAGGACGCAAGAUGGGCCAGCCCUUACCAGCAUCCAUGCCGACCAUCCAGUUUCUAAACGACAUGGAGGCCAUUCUGCAGGGCACCCUGACAGCAACGACCGUCCGUGAGAUGACCGACAUCAACGUGAUCUUGGCAGCAUACAAGUGGCUGGUGUGCUACCUGCUGAGGGUGAGCGACGAGAAGUACACAACGCUGCUGUCUCAGGGAGAAGACCAGUUUUCGGCCAAGAACAACACACAGGCCUUCUGCCUUCGUGAACUGGCCUUGGCAUACAUUGAGCACACCAUUGUGGAAAAGUUCCAGAACUUCAUUGGCGACCUGAAAGACCCUCAGCUGUGUGUUGUGCUGCAACGAAUUAACUCCCUUUUUGCGCUCUGGAGCCUGGAGAAACGCAUAGGGGACCUGUACGGUGGUGGAUAUUGCGCAGGUGAAGCUGCCAAGAAUUUGAUGCGAGAAGGCAUUCUGCAGCUUUGCCGCGAGCUGAAGGACGACGCCGUCACGCUGGCAGACGUCAUUGCUCCACCUGAUGUUGCUCUCAACUCUGUGCUCGGAUGCUCGGAUGGACAGGUGUACAAGAAGCUGUUUCAGUCAUUUGUUCUCUCCCCGGGAGGCACACAGCGGGCGCCGUGGUGGAAGGAGUUUCUGGACAAGCCUGUCAUGGGCUCCCUCUUGGCAAAGCUCUGAGGUUGUCCGUUGCCGUUGACAGCGCACAUUGUGUUAUGAGAUUACUUCCGUGAAUGUGGGGGAUAUACGAGGUUAAGUAGCCAGAUAGGGCUCACGUGUGCUCCUUGCCCUCUUGGCAAAUGGAGAAGCAACCCAGUCAAGCGCAUGGCGGGUUUCGCGCCGUGCUUGCCGACCCGGUUAGACAUCCAGGUAAGGAAAAGUGAGUGUCAACAGGUGGGCAUGCCACUUAAGUUGUUUGUUUGUAGUAAGAAAAUAUUUUUGUAAUUGGUCAAAUUUCAGGAUUACUGGAAGAUAAUUAGUGUGAAAGCUACAGUUCUCGCGAUCUGUUGGCUCAACGGCUGCUUCACUGAUGAGGGCCUGACAGAUAUCUUGACAAUAUGACUGUAGCACGACACUUGCAUCUUCAAGCGAGUAGACGUGCUUUUGGCUCGGGCUGCUAGUAUUUCAGCACUGAAGUACAACCUAUCUAUCACAUGUCCCUUGGAAUUUAUGACAAAGGCAUUUGACUUGCUAUUAGGCCGAGCAUUUGUGGUGCUUUGUAGAGAUAAUUACUGCAAAUGCCUCACUUCGGUGAAUGUUCAAUACAGGUGAAAGCUCUGCACUAUGGAGACAGCAGCCUGGAAAAAACAUUUUGAAACAGCUGUGGCAUUUAAAAAGAAAUGACUGAGGUUUAAUUAUAAAAUACAUUGACCCACUCUGAAGCUUAUAUUCAUGCGGCAGUUUCAGUGUAUAAUAUAUACAAUAUUAUGCUAUGUUACAUUAUCGACAUUCUUGGGAAAUGGUUCACUUGUAGCUAUACGUAAUGGUGCUAGCUCGGUUUUUUUUUUUUUGUCUUGUUGCUUUCUUAUUCUCUCAGCUCAAUCAUUCAUAUACCCACAUUUCAAAAAUUUUUAGUAGGUACGAGGAUGUCCUCCUGUAUAACAUUUGACAAGUACUUUUUGUACAAUCUAUAGUAUAGUAUAUCUUAGGAACAUGAAGGUCUCUAUGCUAACAAAUGAAGGAAGGAAGUGUAAAUUUAAGGGCUCGUUUUGCCUUGUUUGACACAAUAUCAAUGAGAGCUAACAGGUAAUAAUGCCAAGGAAUGUAUAGGGUAUGUUAUUAGAAGUAAUUGUAAUGUGAAUUUGAAGAAGAAACAGUUGAUGAAAAAAAUAACUUGCCACUAGCAGGGACUGAAUCUAUGACCUUUGAAUAAAGCAUCCAGUGUUCCUGGAUGCGCUAUUCAAAGGUCGUAGGUUUGGUCUCUGGCCUUGGCAAGUUACCUUUCUGUCCACGUUUCUUUGUUUAAACUUACAAUUACUCGUAACACAUUCUAUAAAUAACCUGUCUACACAGCAUUCACUUCUGUCAAGUAUUGACUGUCAUGCUAAGUGUAUUAAACAUAUCAUGGUGUUGUCAGGAAAUACCAUGCUGAAAGUAUGCUUGGAACAUUAGUUUGAAACGUAUGUUAUGUCGUCAAGAUGUUAUGCAACAUGGCAGCCCUUUUGCUGCUUCAUUUGUUCUGCUAUCGCUCUUUAGGUAUGCUAUUCACUGCUCGCUAUGAUGUGCAUCACUCAUAUCACUGUGAUCUUUUUAUUUAACCCCAAGGUGAAUACGUUACUGUUGUACCUUUUUCUAUUAUACUAUUGUUGUCGAACUGCUUGUAUAUACUAUGUUUCAAAUAUGACUAGUAAUGACUUUCUCUGAGAGUUCCAAGAGGAACUUGAUGAGAUGUCCAGGCAUGUGCAGGUUGCCUACUUUCUGGUGUUCUUAAGAUAUGGGUGAAAAGAAUGAAGAUAAUUUAUAGAUUUCAUAUAUAUUUAUAUAGUGGAGCCCCAUUCAUAGAUUUUUCAGCGGACCGGGCUGGAAAAACGUAACAGCUGAGCAAACACAAGAGUGAGGAAAGCUCCGAAAUUUAAUGAGAGCACAGGUGCUUUGACUACAAACAAUUUAUUUCGGCAAAGUGAGCCAAGGACAUAAAAUAUUCGAAGAUAGUUGACUGCCGCUUCUUUCGCUCGCCAGUAAGCACCAUGCGUUUCUCUAUAAUUUGGAAGGCCGCAUUGCUUUCACCGUCGCUUUGGUGUGCAACGUACCUGCGACGGUAGUUCAGGGUCGCGACGGCUUCUCCAAAGCUGAGAUUGGCCAACUCUACGGCCGACUCUUUAGAAUUGUGUGACUCGUGCUCGUCGUCGUCACCGAUGUCCCCGUCUUCAGAUGCGAUCGAGUUUGCAACAAUCUAUGCGAUUGUCUGGCGCUCUGACAUCUUAAUGGUAGCAUCCACAGCGACAUCAUACCCAUUGCACCCAGCACAUUCAUUAUGUCAUUGAGCUCUUGCUCACAAAAAGGCUGCUUUCGAUUGUUGAGCUUCGAUGACAGGCUCCCAUUUGCAGUCCAUACAGAACCCACACCUCGUGAAGCAGUGCUCUGCAGUUGACGGGCUCAUUGCACUCCAUGCUACAUCCAGCUUUUCCUCAAGGAAAAGCACUUUCCAUUUAUGCAAUGCCAUUAAGCUUUGACAAAGACUGUGUUGAGAAGUUAAACGGUGUUCAACAGGCUUAGAGCACACAACAGCGACUGAAGACGAGUCACAACGUGCGACGUGUGGCGGUGGGACUGUCACAUGUAUUCGGCAUUCUGUAGUGAAACUUCUGUUGUAAGUGCUGUGAUGAUGGUGAUAGCACUUUUCACGAAUGGCCAUCCAGGGGCGGCUUCUCUAAUUUGCCUGCGGCAUCUUCCAGCCUGUUCCGUAGCCAAGCCAGACCAAGACUUUACAACAUAAAAUCAAAAUGGUGGUGCGCGAGCUGCAUGCUGGGCGGGUUCGGCAGACUAGGCUGGGACGCAUCAUGUAGGAACGUUCUCACAGUUGCAACGUAACAGUGGAGUUCGCAGUACAUAGGAUUGUAUGGGAGCUAUGCCGGGACCGAUGAAAGACAACGUAACAGCCAAGAAAAUGCAGCAGUGACAAAUGUAGUAGCGGGGUUCCACUAUACAAAUAACACGAGAUGAAACAGUACAUUUUAAAGCGAGUUACUGGAAUAUAUGUACCCUCUUUAUUUCUUCUUUUGUCAUUCCAUCUACCUGUGCUUUAUUAUUUCAGAGCCCACUUCCCAAGUUUUUGCACCUGAUGUGUGUGAACCUUUAUGAGCAUUGACAAAAAUAAAUGGUGAAUGAGACGGCUUA
Molecule: messenger RNA, 5451 nt
Organism: Rhipicephalus microplus (southern cattle tick)
Lineage: Eukaryota; Metazoa; Arthropoda; Arachnida; Ixodida; Ixodidae
Product: peroxisomal acyl-coenzyme A oxidase 3
Biological process (GO): fatty acid beta-oxidation using acyl-CoA oxidase; lipid homeostasis
Cellular component (GO): peroxisome
Molecular function (GO): FAD binding; pristanoyl-CoA oxidase activity; fatty acid binding
Source: RefSeq, a predicted model, not a curated record